GCGAGGCUUAAGAUCGCCUAGGUGGUAGGCGCAUCGUGACUGGGCGCAAUGUCCGCUAAAGCCGUGGACAAGUGGCCUUGCGGGAUGGCAGCGUCUGAGGAGAAAGGUGAGGCCCCGACCCAGCAGCUGGAUGUCGCGCGCGGCCUGGAGAACUUGCCUGUGAGCGCGUGGCCCCCGGGGCAGGGGCCAGAGCCCUUCCAGUAUACUCCUGAUCAUGUAGCUGGACCCGGAACAGACAUUGAUCCCACUCAAAUAACCUUUCCUGGAUGCAGUUGUCUCAAAACUCCCUGCCUCCCUGGUUCUUGCUCCUGUCUCCGUCGCGAGGAGAACUAUGAUGGUAAUUCAUGCCUCAGACACAUAGGGUCCGAAGCCAAGUGUGCCGAGCCAGUGUUUGAAUGCAGUGUCCUGUGCCAGUGCAGUGACCAGUGCAGGAACAGAGUAGUCCAGCAGGGUCUGCGAUUCCACCUCCAGGUGUUCAAGACAGAUAAAAAAGGCUGGGGACUUCGUACCUUGGAAUUUAUACCAAAAGGACGGUUUGUCUGUGAAUAUGCUGGCGAGGUUUUAGGAUUCUCCGAAGUACAGAGAAGAAUUCAAUUACAAACUGUACACGAUUUGAAUUACAUUAUAGCCGUCAGGGAACAUGUUUAUAAUGGGCAGGUAAUAGAAACAUUUGUUGAUCCUGCCCAUAUAGGAAAUAUUGGAAGAUUCCUUAAUCAUUCUUGUGAGCCAAACCUGUUGAUGAUUCCUGUCCGAAUUGACUCAAUGGUACCAAAGUUGGCACUUUUUGCAGCCAAAGACAUUUUGCCAGAAGAAGAACUCUCAUAUGAUUAUUCAGGAAGAUUUCUUAAUCUAAUGGACAGUGAAGACAAAGAAAGGCUAGAUAAUGGGAAACUAAGAAAACCUUGUUAUUGUGGUGCCAAAUCGUGUGCUGCUUUCCUGCCUUAUGACAGUUCACUGUACUGUCACUCAGAAAAACCAGACAUCAGUUAGGAAAGGAAAAGUAUAGGAGAAACACGUCCGGCCUCUCU
Molecule: messenger RNA, 1028 nt
Organism: Ceratotherium simum simum (southern white rhinoceros)
Lineage: Eukaryota; Metazoa; Chordata; Mammalia; Perissodactyla; Rhinocerotidae
Product: histone-lysine N-methyltransferase SETMAR
Cellular component (GO): nucleus
Molecular function (GO): zinc ion binding; histone methyltransferase activity; protein binding
Source: RefSeq, a predicted model, not a curated record